Erigeron canadensis is the source of this 2186-nucleotide messenger RNA. Its product is annotated as probable protein phosphatase 2C 12. Lineage: Eukaryota; Viridiplantae; Streptophyta; Magnoliopsida; Asterales; Asteraceae. The record is from RefSeq and is a predicted model, not a curated record. Gene Ontology annotation, molecular function: protein serine/threonine phosphatase activity. The transcript is spliced from 10 exons. Gene Ontology annotation, biological process: protein dephosphorylation. The coding region runs from base 381 to 1682 and encodes 433 amino acids.
AAAACGAUGGUGAUUUGCAUUCGUACAUGAUUUAACAAAUCCAUUUUGCAUUUCAUUAUCAUUUCUUCUCUCUCUGUCUCCCUCUCUUUCUCUGCCUCGCGGAAUUUUUGCUGCAAAUCUAACCUUUCCUUUCAAUUAUUCUCUCUCUUUUUUGUUUGUCGGCAAUCGAAUCCGCCAUUUUUUGAUACAUAUUAGAUUCUGAUAUUUUGUUAAAUCAGGUGGAAAUAUUGAAGACAGAUUUUGUUGAAUUUAUAUAUAUGCGUGUGUAUAUAUCUAUAUAUACAUAUAGAUUGAUAAAUAUAGAUAUAUAGAUAUAGAUAUAGGUAUAGAUAUAGUAGAUAUAUAAUAAAUCUGGAUAAUAGAAGGGACGGAGCUAGGAAAUGUCCUCGAAUAAAGGUGAGCAUCAAACGAUCCCGUUAUCGGUGUUAUUAAAACGAGAGUUAGCGAAUGAGAAGGUCGAGAGACCGGAUAUUGUUAGUGGUCAGGCAAAUCAAUCUAAGAAAGGGGAAGAUUUUACAUUCAUCAAAAGCGAAUGCCAACGCCUUAUAGGUGAUGGCGUUACUACUUAUUCUGUUUUCGGGGUUCUUGAUGGCCAUAAUGGGUCUGCAGCAGCUAUAUAUACAAAGGAGAACCUAUUAAGUAAUGUUUUGGGUGCCAUUCCUCCAGACCUUAACCGGGAGGAAUGGAUCGCAGCAUUGCCUAGGGCGUUGGUGGCCGGUUUCGUGAAAACAGAUAAAGACUUUCAAGAAAAAGGCCAACUGUCGGGAACAACCGUCACCUUUGUAAUUAUUGAAGGCUUUGUGGUUACUGUAGCCUCAGUUGGUGAUUCCCGCUGUAUACUUGAAUCAGCGGAUGGAAGCCUACAUUAUCUAUCCGCAGAUCAUAGAUUUGAAGACAACGAAGAAGAGACAGAGCGUGUAACCGCUAGCGGUGGUGAAGUUGGUCGGUUAAAUACUGGUGGUGGUCAGCAGAUCGGUCCAUUGAGAUGUUGGCCUGGUGGUUUGUGUCUUUCACGAUCCAUUGGAGAUCUGGAUGUUGGGGAAUUCAUUGUUCCCGUUCCUUAUGUUAAGCAAGUGAAGCUGUCAUCUUCCGGUGGAAGACUAAUCAUUGCAAGUGAUGGUGUCUGGGACGCUUUAUCUGCAGAGGCGGCUCUAGACUGCUGUCGUGGAAUGCCACCAGAUGCAGCAGCUGGACAAGUCGUUAAAGAAGCUGUACAACCGAAAGGAUUAAAGGACGAUACAACCUGCAUGGUGGUUGAUAUUUUACCUGCAGAGAAGAUAAUACCUCCAGUCCCACAACCAAAGAAGAUGAGCAAGGGUGUAUUUAAAGUCAAGGCUAUGUUUAGGAAAAAAUGUACAGAGUCAACAUCUCAAAUGGGUGAAGAAUAUCUCGUGCCAGACGUAGUGGAAGAGCUGAUUGAGGCAGGAUCUGCUAUCCUUUCUGAAAGGUUAGAUACUAAAUAUCCCCUUUGUAACAUGUUCAAGUUGUUUUCAUGUGCGGUGUGUCAAGUGGAAAUGAAGCCCGGGGAGGGUGUUUCGAUACAUACAGGAUCAUUAACUAACAGAAAGAAUUCAAGGCCCUGGGAUGGUCCUUUCCUUUGUGUAAGCUGCCAAGAGAAGAGAGAAGCCAUGGAAGGAAAAAGCCAUUCUCGAAAUGGUCGAUACAGCAGUGGAAGUGAAUAGCAAAAGCAAGUCAAUCACAGUAUAACCUGCAAAUACUUGCAAUUCGUAUGGAACCGAGUAUAUAUGGAAAGUCGAAAAGGUUAUCUUUUUUGAUAAGUUCAUUUCUAUGACCUAUGAAGGUCUUACAUUUUGACCCUCCUUAUAAAAUCAGAUUAGAUAUGUAUUUUGCAGUUAAAAAUCUUCCCCUAACUCCAUGUCGAUAGAACAAAGACCCCACAAAUGUUUUGGGCUCAAACAACUUAUUAGAUCGCCUCUGUCUCAACAGAUACUGAGGUUAUUCAUUCGUAUACUAGUUUUACCAUUUAGUUGAUCUAACCGUCAGAGUGUUAUUUAGUAAGCUCGGGUUUGAGCUUGUGUAUAAUUGUUGGGAGUUAAUGUAUUGAAACUAAGAACAUCUGUGAUUCUUAUGUAUCUAGGCUCGACACAUGCAACAUUAUUUGAUUCGUAAGUAUACAACAGAGAAAACAUAUGUCGUAUAUUAAUAGCAUUCAAAGAUUUUGUUUC